AGACAAAGAAGCUAUGUGUUGGGCUUGGGGGCUUCAGAUAACACAGUUGAAGUAAUAAGUCCUGACAAUAAGUGACGACAUGCUCUCUUGGACAAGUGUCUAAAUUAGAACAGGGUUAGUUUCUUUAUCUGUGAUAGUGUUAAAAUGAUUAAUAGCAUGGAAGUGAACCUAAAUACAUAAAAAAGUGAAUCAACAGGAUUGAAGAUGUGUUUGUCUUUCGGAAAAUGCAGGACAAGGCAAAAUUAAGAUGGAAAUUCAUAGGCGAUCAGAGAGGUCUACUUGGAAUUGGCCUUUGCUUGGUUCCGUUGUGGUUCUUAAUGUAUGCAUUCCAAGUCUGGUGUUAGCUUAUGGAGUAUUCUUAGUGAAUUCUUUGGACUUAGGAGUUCCACUAUGGCUUGGACUAUCCACCCCUGCCAUUUUCAUAUACUCCUACAGUCUAACACAAUGCUGGUGCCGAGACGCUGCAGACUCCUGGGGCGGCCAGGUCGGUUAUCGGGUGAUGGCGACCCUCGGCUUGCUGUUCAUCAUAGUUAGCCUGUUAUUGUGCGCUUUCCUGCCUUACCAUAUACAUCCGUAUAUCUAUGGAGUUUUAGGAGGUUGUGGAUCAUCUUUGUUAUCAGCACAGGUAGAUGCAGUUGUAUUUGAGACAUAUGACACGCGGCUUGGAUUGGUUCGAGGAAUAUGCUUUGGAGCUCAAGCAGUGGGCCAGUCGAUUUUUCCACACAUUAUAACAGCACUUAUAGAUUCUUAUGGUUAUUCAUUUUCAUUCAUAGUUUUGAGUGGAAUAAUGUUACAAACAAUGCCAGCAAUUUUAUUGCUAAAAAUAGACGAGAGUGUCAAAAGGCCAGUCUCCUUAUCGCGAUAUACCGAUAAAACUUAUGCUAUUUUCAAUAACGAAGUUAUGAAUGGUUACACGAACGAAUUACAAUUGAUUGAUUUGAGUAAGAAAUGUUGGAAAAGUCCACAUGACGAUAACGCUCAUCGUGAAGAAAUCCUCGAAGAUGAUCAAUAUUUCGACGAUAUAAAUGUUACUAUAACACCUCCUCCCAGUCCAGAAGAGAAAAGACGAAAUAUGUUUGGUGUUGAAAUAUUACCCGAGAUACCCGAGGAAAGUGAAGAUAGUGAAAACGGGUCGGAAGCCGAUGAUGAGAGCGCAAAUAACGUGAGCAAGAGUCAAAAGCGAUUCAGCAAUGCACUAAAAAGACUGAGUAUUCUAGGUGAUAGCUUUGACGAGUAUAUAACGAAACAGAUUAGACGAGACUCUCAAACGGAACGGGAAAGUGAAAACAAAGACUACACUGAGGUAGAAGUUACAUAUGAUAACAUUUCACCAGUGACUGAUGUCCAAAGGGAGAAGAUAUUCAAUUCCUUUAGUUUUAGAUGUCAUUCAGCUUAUGCGAGUUUUAGGAGACGAAUGCGAAUGCCUUCAUACAGAGUGUACAGGCUCAGGCGAAGACUUCUUUUUCUGAUGUACAGUUUCAACGACACAUUUAUAAAACCACUAACUAGAUCUCUGUCAUGUUGGAGAUUUUAUCCAGCAUUGUUUCUUUGCUUCUCUAAAUUAAGUUUGACAGCGAUUACAUUAGUUUUAUUACCAGUUAUUGCAAGCCAAGUGCAACCAAAGAUUUCUUCUACUGAAACCAAUUUUAUGUUUUCUCUACAUGGCUUUACGUGGAUGUGUGUUUUGUUAAGCACGCCUUGGCUCGCCCAGACACCAAAAAGAAAUUUCAAAUAUGUAACUGUUAUUGGAUUGCUUAUAUCUACAGGCGCAUGUUUUAUACUAUCUAUUGCCACAAAUCACGACUUAUUUUCAAUCGGCUGCGUUAUUGCUGGGCUUGGAUACGGUGCCCUAACUUCAUGUUGGGAGACCGCGGCACAAGAUUUUGUGGGGCUCCGCAAAUGGCCCAAGUUCCACAGCGCUUUAGAAACACUUUCAGGGACACUGCUGUUUUUAUUUUGGGUAGGACUCUCAUUCUUGGUAGACCGAGAGGGCGGUGUCCAAUAUGCAAUGUUUAUACAAAGCUCAAUACUUGUUGGUAUAACUGUAAUAUGGGUGAUAUUGGCUGCAAUAUCUCUGUACUUUACAAAAUUGAGAUCUCUUGGGUGUGGGCAACGCUGUACGUUUUAAAAAUUAGAUAUGUAACAUGUAAAUAUAGAAAAUAGAGCAUAUUUCUAUUUUGUACAUUAUGUAUAAUUAUUUGUAAGUAAGUAAAGGUACUGUCAUUUUAACUUUAUCCUUCAUAUUAAAUGUUAUACUCAUUUUAUAAGAAAAUAGUUUUAUU
Molecule: messenger RNA, 2282 nt
Organism: Amyelois transitella
Lineage: Eukaryota; Metazoa; Arthropoda; Insecta; Lepidoptera; Pyralidae
Exons: 5
Coding region: 248-2128 (626 amino acids)
Molecular function (GO): monocarboxylic acid transmembrane transporter activity
Source: RefSeq, a predicted model, not a curated record